Amborella trichopoda is the source of this 2236-nucleotide messenger RNA. It is a transcript of the gene SKS17, whose product is annotated as SKU5 similar 17. Gene Ontology annotation, molecular function: copper ion binding; oxidoreductase activity. NCBI's taxonomy places the organism in Eukaryota, Viridiplantae, Streptophyta, Magnoliopsida, Amborellales, Amborellaceae. The record is from RefSeq and is a predicted model, not a curated record.
GUGAACCCACAUAAUUAUCAGUUCUCUGCAAAUUCUUCUGUCCCGCCUUCACUUCCGUCCAUCACGCAUCAGAAACCCUAGAAUCUUCCUGCUCCAUAAAGGCAAAAGCGAGAAAAAAAAAAAACCCUAAAUUUGCUGUAAUCACAAAACCCUAGAAACCCGUAAUGGCGCUUAGCGUGAUCCAAGCCUUAGAAUUUGUAUCAAUAAAGAAAGACAAGAUAUUGAUUAUGGCGGUUAAUAGAAGAAAACGCGUAAAAAAGUGGCGGGAUACGUACUGGAUUGGCGCCUUUAUAAAGGGCCUAGAGCUUGGACUGUCGGAUCAAGGACCUAUCCCUUUCUUCAGGGUUCAGCCUCUGGUGCGGUCAAGCUUAGGUCCUUGAAACUUGAAAAGCUUCUCUGUGGACAAAAUGAGAGGGAAGGGUUCUCCAUGUUCAAUUUAUGGAAUUUUGGCAUGUCUAAUUGUUGUUCUGGCUAAGGCUGACAACCCUUAUCGAUUCCUAACGUGGACAGUUACCUAUGGAACCAUUUCUCCUCUUGGUGUUCCACAACAGGGAAUUCUCAUCAAUGGACAGUUUCCUGGUCCUCAAUUGGAUGUCAUAACCAAUGACAAUCUCGACAUCAAUGUCAUUAACAAGUUGGACGAACCUUUUCUGCUGACAUGGAAUGGCAUCCAACAGAGGAAAAACUCUUGGAUGGAUGGAGUUUUGGGUACCAAUUGCCCAAUCCCUCCCAAUGGGAACUUCACAUACAGGUUCCAACCUAAAGAUCAGAUUGGGACCUACUUUUAUUUCCCAACAACCCUGAUGCAUAGGGCAGCUGGUGGGUUUGGAGGCAUGACUGUGUUCAAGAGGGUCGUUAUACCAGCCCCAUAUCCUCCUCUGGCUGGAGAUCAUCAAGCGCUAAUUGGUGAUUGGUACAAAACUAAUCACAAGGAUUUACAGAAGAUGCUGGACAUGGGUAGACCUCUUGCAUUCCCUGAUGGAAUCCUGAUAAAUGGCCAUGCUAAUGGAGCCUACUUCUAUGCAGACCCAGGGAAGACCUGCUUUAUUAGGAUAUCAAAUGUGGGGCUGCAAACCACACUCAAUUUUAGGAUCCAAGGCCACAAGUUAAAGCUAGUGGAAGUUGAAGGGUCUCACACCAUCCAAAAUGUCUAUGAUUCCAUUGAUGUUCAUGUGGGCCAGUCUUAUGGUGUUCUAGUAGUAGCUGACCAGCCCCCUAAGGACUACUAUGUUGUCGCUUCUACUCGUUUCACUGAUCGAGUUCUUACUUCCACGGCUAUUUUCCACUACAGAAACACAAAUAUCCCUUUAUCUCUGCCUCUCCCUCCUGCCCCCACAGAUGUAGAAUGGUCUAUCAACCAGGCCAGAUCCAUCAGAUGGAACUUGACAACAAAUGCAGCUAGGCCAAAUCCUCAAGGCUCAUUCCAUUAUGGCUUGAUAAAGCCUAUGAGGAGAUUUGUUUUAGCUAAUUCUGCCCCUCUCAUCAACGGCAAAUUGCGCUAUGCUGUGAAUGAAGUGUCUUAUAUCUCUCCUGAAACCCCUCUGAAACUUGCUGAUUGGUUCAAUAUUGCUGGUGUCUUCGACUUCAACACCUUUCCCAGUGUGCCAUCCGGUGGUUUUGCGCGCUUGGGAACCUCUGUUGUGGCUUCCUCUCUCCAUGACUACGUAGAGAUCAUCUUCCAGAACAACGAAAACACAAUCCAGACAUGGCAUAUCGAUGGUUUCUCCUUCUGGGUGGUUGGGAUGGGCAUUGGACAGUGGAAGUCCGAUAGCUGGAGAACAUACAAUCUGGUCGAUGCUGUUUCCAGACACACCACCCAGGUUUAUCCCAACUCCUGGACUGCCAUAUACUUGUCAAUGGAUAACCAAGGCAUGUGGAACGCAAGGUCUGCAAUGUGGGCAAGGCAGUACCUGGGUCAGCAACUCUACUUCAGAGUCUUCAGUUCAGAGCGGAGCCUCGCAAGGGAGUAUAGCAUCCCCCACAAUACCCUUCUUUGUGGCAGAGCCCGAGGCAUGCUCAUCUCUUAGAAUUCCUUCUUUUAACACUUUUCUUCCUUUCAAAUGAAAGAGAAGAUCUUCCCAUUCUUUUCCUUCUUUUUUGUUUCUUUUUUUCUGAUGUUUUCUGUCACGAGGGGGUGACUGGAAAGGUAAUGUAAUCUUUGUCUCUGAUCAAUCAUAUUUCUUACAAACUCGAAAAUUUUUCAUUUGUCAGUGAAAAUCGAUUUGACAAGUGAUUU